Messenger RNA from Trypanosoma grayi, 1314 nucleotides. RefSeq lists its product as hypothetical. Bases 1 to 1314 code for a protein of 437 amino acids. NCBI's taxonomy places the organism in Eukaryota, Euglenozoa, Kinetoplastea, Trypanosomatida, Trypanosomatidae. The transcript has a single exon. The record is from RefSeq and is a predicted model, not a curated record.
AUGGAUGCGAAGCAAGCCUUUGAUGAGAUUCGUGCGCGUUUCUCAUCACGACCGCUCUUUCAAGAGAUGGAGCGCGACUUAAGGGUGAUGACGCACCGCAUCAGUCAGCCAUUUACGAAUGAAAACAGCUCCUAUUGUAGAGACGACAGAAGUAUUGGGAGGAGCAGCUCUACGCCUACCGGUUUACUGAGAAAACUGCCACCCCCAAUCGUCCGACCAGCUGUAGUGGAGACGUUGCUGCACCACUCCUCAGCGCUCCCGGUGUGGGAGGAAAAGCAAAGAGGUGGAAACGACAGUGGCUUCGACAGGUGCCACUGGGAAGAGAGUCCUGGCGAAGGAUGCUCUUCGUCUCAAUGGGCUAGGGUGGGGGGACGUGUGAUGGGAACGCGCGCUUCACUUAGUUGUAGCCCACCGGAUUCAUUCCUGUCCGGCUCGCGGGUCGGUCCGCCGAUAGACUUUGGAGCGGAACAGCAGCACUCUCGUGAUAGUCGGGGGCGGUACUCCACUCACGAGGCUGGUGGCGUACAGACACCACCACCACCGCCGUCACCGCCGCCGCUGUAUGCUGUGGCAGGUGAUUGCAGUCAGGCGUCAUCUCAUGGUCGAGGUCAUGACAGCAACGACAGCAGAGGUGGCACGCAGGCGGCGGUGACGGUAGACACCUGUGAAAGGCCGCGUAGUGACGGUCUUCGCUUUCUGAGAGAACUAGACGAGACGAGCAUCCUGCAGCAAGUGCGCCACGCCCUGAGUAUUUACAAGCAUCGUGAAGAGGAAGAAGAGGCAAAGUUUCCAGCUGCGCCUCCAGCGGCGCCCAUCACCGACGCUGAGCGUGCGCUUCAUUGGUCUGCGGAGGUCAGUGCGCAGCCAUUGACGGAGGCGACGCGCUCUGCCCUCGCGGAGCUUGAGGAGUUGGAGAGAAAACACCACGCCGCCGCCGCCGCGGAGAUGGCGGUGGUGACGCCGAUGCGGUUCCAAGAGGAACGAAGGCAUUCAACAGGCGUCGCUCCCGCAGAUGACAUGAUAAUGCGAUGUGCAAAGAUUGGUAACUCACUACGUGGUGAUCACCCGGCCCGGCUAGAGGUGGAGGCACCAGCGCCAAUAAGAGAGAUCACUGCAGCGGCUACCGGGAGUCUUCCGACGGAACCAAGACGGCGGCGGCAGCAACGUUUGUUGCGUGGCCCGACAGAUAAUGUGGUAGUUGACAGGGGAGUCCACGUGGCGACAAAUCUGCGCGAGUGGGACUCAACAAACGAGCCCCGUUUAGGGAAGAAUCACUCUUCUGUUCUUAGACCUGCAAAUACAGACAUUUCAUAG